Hibiscus syriacus is the source of this 931-nucleotide messenger RNA. RefSeq lists its product as uncharacterized. The transcript has 3 exons. Lineage: Eukaryota; Viridiplantae; Streptophyta; Magnoliopsida; Malvales; Malvaceae. The coding region runs from base 117 to 776 and encodes 219 amino acids. The record is from RefSeq and is a predicted model, not a curated record.
UCAAUUUCCAUUCCGUCUCAAAUAUAAAGCAACACCCACCAAACCUUUUUUCAUUUCAACUUGUCAAACAAGAAAAGCACAACUCCGAAACGAAACGAUCGUAAUUGAAGCAAGAAAUGAAGCUAGUUUGGUCUCCGGAGACAGCAUCCAAGGCUUACAUUGAUACUGUUAAAUCUUGUCAACUUUAUCACGAAUCUGGUGUAGCAGAGCUUGUUUCAGCCAUGGCAGCGGGCUGGAACGCGAGAUUCAUCGUGGAGACAUGGUCAUUGGGUGGCGCCACCGCAACAAGCGUCGGCCUGGCAGUUGCUAGCAGUCAUACAAACGGAAGACAUGUAUGUAUGGUCCCCGACGAACGGUCAAGUUUAGCAUACGUUGAGGCCCUAGAAGAAGCCGGUAUGUCAAGGCCGGAAGUCAUCGUGGGGGAACCUGAGGAAGUAAUGGAUAGAUUAAACGGAAUAGAUUUCAUGGUGGUGGAUAGCCAACGAAAGGACUUCUCCAGGGUAUUAAGGCUGGCGAAAACGAGCAACCGAGGAGCAGUUCUGGUAUGCAAGAAUGCUAAUUCCAAAAGUGCUUCAAGUUUCAAAUGGAGAAGUGUUGUCGAUGAUGGUUCACGACGGCUUGUCCGCUCCGUGUUUCUUCCGGUAGGAAAAGGCUUGGAUAUUGCUCAUGUAGCCACCACCAGCAGCGGAGGAAUUUCAAGUUCAGGCAAAGGCAAAAGGCGGUGGAUCAAACAUGUUGAUCGACAAUCGGGGGAAGAAUAUGUCAUACGAAAAUAGAAUAAUCUUAUAUUUCUAGAAGAAAAGAAAGUAUUAAUUGUAUGUAGAUCUCUUUUUCGACUUUCUUGGUCUUGACUAUUGCAUUGUACAGGAAUUUGAACCUGAAAAUUGUUUAGAAGUUUCCAAAUCCAGUCACCAGGUUAAAUCAAAUUAGU